UUAGACGAUGGAAAUGAUUAUCCGUAGCCAUUUCCUACAUUCACCACCACUUUCCAUUUUAUCUUCUUUUUCAAGUCUUCAACUUUCUGCUCCUCGUUGCAUAAUGAUGAAUACACAGAAACAAGGCCGUAGUAAAUUUUUAGAAUUUCCAUUCGUUUCAGCACCACACAAGAACCUUUUGGUUGAUCUAGUUACAACAAUAGAAGAUCGUUUUCAAUCUAACCUUCUUCCUUGUUCACUUCCUCCUCAUGUUCAACACUACAAGAACAAGAGUGAUACUUCUCAAAUUUCACUGCAAAUUACACCAGGCAACAAUGAUUCUCCUGUAAUUUGCCUACUAAUUUAUUUUAGAUCGGAUUUGAGACAAAAAGAACUAUCCAAUUCAUCACUUUCAGCUUAUCUUAACACUUCAAAUGAUGCACCAAAUUUUGUGUUUGAUCUAAUCCGAAGCAGUCCAACCAUGUUAAUUUUCUUUCUUGAUUUGCUACCUCCAAAAGACCUUGUUCUUUGCCCAGAUUAUCUAAAAACAUUCUACGACGACACUAAACUAGAUACACAUAGGCAAACUUUGGAAAAUCUUUCAGAGGUUCAACCUUAUUUAUCUUCCUCGCUUUUCUAUCGCGCCAUGGCGUCUCCAACGGCUAUAUUUGUUCGCAUUUCGACUGAAAAUGAUGGAGGAGAGCGCAUAGACGAGAUCAUCAGGAACUAUUUGGACCCGAUUACGAAGCAAGUGUUAGGUAUUUGGUUGGAUCAUUGUGCCUGUGCCAAGAGAGAAUUAGGAGAGGAAGAAAGAGCUUUUCUUGGAAAAAGAGAUUGUGUCAUUAGAAACAAGACUAUUGAGUAUGAUCUUGGUUCAAGCUUUCCAAGGAUGUUUGGUCCAGAAGCAGCAAAAGAGAUACUAGAAGCCAUUAAGGAGUAUUUUUUUAUGAAGACUUAAUUAUUUUUAAUUUCAUAAUGUAGUAAUUAUAAUUUUAAAUAGAAGUUAAGUUUGAUUUGUGUGUGUCUAAAUACUUAAUAACUUAAGACACAAUGUUAUUAGUUGUGUGUAGUGAAAUAAAAUACUUAUUUGUGUGAAAUAAGAUAAUAUAUAAUAUAUCUAUAGUUCUUAUUUGAUCUCAUC
This is a messenger RNA of Trifolium pratense (red clover), 1120 nucleotides long. Its product is annotated as red chlorophyll catabolite reductase-like. Gene Ontology annotation, biological process: chlorophyll catabolic process. The transcript is spliced from 2 exons. Bases 8 to 937 code for a protein of 309 amino acids. Gene Ontology annotation, cellular component: chloroplast. The record is from RefSeq and is a predicted model, not a curated record. Gene Ontology annotation, molecular function: red chlorophyll catabolite reductase activity. NCBI's taxonomy places the organism in Eukaryota, Viridiplantae, Streptophyta, Magnoliopsida, Fabales, Fabaceae.